Ectocarpus siliculosus is the source of this 2216-nucleotide messenger RNA. Lineage: Eukaryota; Phaeophyceae; Ectocarpales; Ectocarpaceae. The record is from the annotation of a GenBank genome assembly.
AUGCAACAGGUGUACUCGGCGCAGUACAGAUAUGGACUGCGGUCUCCUGGCCCCUGUUCUGAAGACGGGAGCAUGAAGUGCGAGCAGUGGGUGCUGCACAUAUCGGACCACAACACCUUGGAGGCAGAUCCGGAGAGGCCUGAGGUGUUCUUCAGCGGGUGUCUCCACGGCGACGAGCAGGUGGGGCCUACCGCGGUGGUGGAGAUGGCGAAACUCAUGGUCUACGCUGCGGUAUGCCACGCCGACUCCACCACGAAGGAGUGCGACCACCAUGCCCUGCGAGAGGCGCCGGAAUCGGUUCCAUGGUUGGCCCGGCUGGCCCUGACGCGCAGCACCGUGAUCAUGCCCAUGGCGAAUUCUCUCGGGUACUACAACACAGACAGAUGGGAAAACGGGAUGGAUCCGAACCGCGACUUCCCCUACGGCCAGAAGCCUCAGAAUUGCAUGACGACCAUCACAGCGAGGUCCGUGAAUGAAGUUUGGAGGGAACACGCCUUCCAGCUAGCGGUCACGUUUCACGGGGGCAUGGUGGGCAUGGCGUACGAGUGGGGUAGUCCAGACCACCCCCACCGACAGGAUCGCAAAGGAAAUUGGCUGGAUGUAAGCCCGGAUCACGAGGCCCAGAAGGAGCUUACCGCCGGACUCAGUCAAUUCGCCGGCGGCUUCAAGGAAAAUGGCAGAACGUUCAAACCCUAUCCUACGGGGAGGAUGAACGAGCUCGUGUACCCGGUGGCUGGAGGCAUGGAAGACUGGGCUUACGCAGGGUCGUGGGGAGAGGGAAAGGGCGUCUGCGACCCCGGCGUCAACGGGCAAUACCCGAAGGAGAAAACGAUCUACAGCUCGGCAAUGUUGCGUGCGUUGAACAUCCUGGUGGAAGCGAGUAAUUUCAAGCACCCGCCUCAGGCUCUGCUGGGGUCUCGGCAGGGGCUGCUGGGCCACACACCCUCUAUGGAAGAGCACGGCAACGGGCACGUAGCCAGGAACGUUCGGCUGGCUCUCAUGGCGGUGGAUCUCGUAGAGCCGUACGUGCAGUGGGGACCGUUCGAUGUCGAGACGGAAGAAAACGGCGGCACGAAGGUGGUAAUCGCGGAUGAAAAGCAUGGCGUGGACAUGGAGUGGACCGUCGGGGGAAGCUUCGAAGUAGAUGCCACUCAGCUUGUUUGGGGACCGUGGCCCGAAGAGGCGGCUUCUUUUACGCGAAAAGAUUGGGAAGAGUAUACUGCCGCGGCCGACUCAGAGAGUCGUAGCCCCGAACAGACAGGGCACUCUAGGUGGAGCAAUACCCAGGGCUUGGACGAGGAAGAAGCGACCGUGUUCCGAACAAGGUUCGAGCUAGGAACCGCUUUGCCCACCCUCCCCGAAGACGACGGAAUUCCUGCUGCCUUCGUUGUGGCUGUUGCCACGGUCGACCAGGCGUGGGCGGAGCAGUCUGUUCAAGGCUUUCCGAACGUCGGUCCGCAGAGUCACUAUGUCAACGCCCGCACAUCGGAGGACUGGCUCGAAGAGAACAAUGGGCACAUCGUCCGGGGAAGGCUACGAUGGCUCUCGACCCCGCUAAAAGUAGCCGCGUCAUUGCCACUGGACUUCGAGGCACCAGUGGCGCCGCCCAAUACUACCGCCCCCGCCGUCAACAAAACCAGUGGUGGAGGGGGUGCGGCGGAGCAAGGGGAAGAAGGCUACCGGGAGGGGACGAUUCCCCCGACCGAGCGGGCCAUGCCUUGGGGUGGCAAUGGUAGUCAUCGGGUGAAGCGGAGGGGCCCCGUGGUGACGUCGACCGCGGCGCCGGUGUUGUUGGGGGCUCUUGCUCUGGUCGUGCUGUUGGUCGGCGGUCUGGCGAUGCGACGGGCGACGCGAGAGGGGGGCUUCUGCCGAUUCGAAGGUAGAGGCGCUGGGUCCACGAGGAGACUGCGAGGGAGAGGAGGAAAGGGCUCCGCUCAAGGUCCAGGGGAAUCGAUCGAGAGCGGGGGACCGGGAGCGCGAGAAAAAACUCCUUCAAGCUCAAGUAACAACCUAUUGGGCGACAGCGUGAGUCGGAGGCGGAGUGGGGAUGCAUCAUCCAUAAACGUUGUGGGGGUAGGGGGUGGCGGUACACUCAGUCGGCCCGAGUCGAUGGAGAUGAGGGGGCUGUUAUCGGGGACAGACGACACACCGUGACGCAUGAUGAGUUUUAUUGCAGAUGGAGAGGGCUGCCGUUUGGCGUGUUGCUGGAUUUUUGC